Molecule: messenger RNA, 3011 nt
Organism: Panicum hallii
Lineage: Eukaryota; Viridiplantae; Streptophyta; Magnoliopsida; Poales; Poaceae
Product: chloride channel protein CLC-c-like
Exons: 8
Coding region: 394-2778 (794 amino acids)
Biological process (GO): transmembrane transport; chloride transport
Cellular component (GO): plant-type vacuole membrane; intracellular membrane-bounded organelle
Molecular function (GO): voltage-gated chloride channel activity
Source: RefSeq, a predicted model, not a curated record
CACUCCUCCUCCUCUCCCUCUCCCCUUCCUUUCUCUUUGGAAGCUUCUCCACCCACCCGGCCAGGCGGUUUGCGCCCCGGUCACGAGGCGCCGCACGGGCCCGACCGGAGGAGCGGGGAGAGGGCCAAGCGAGCGGGUGGAGCUCCCGGAUCGAUCGGGGAAGUCUCCGCUGACGCGAGGAUCUCGAUCGCUCGCUCGCGGGGAGCGAGGAGCCGCCCGGGAGCGCGCGGCCGGGGCCGGGCGGUUGGCUGAUCCCUCGGCCUCCUUCCAUGCUCGUGGCGGCCGGACCAGUUCGUCCGUCGAGCCGGGAUCGCUGCUGCUAAGUGCAGCCAGAGGCGCAGGAGAAGGAAGAGUCACUGAGGCAGCUUCAGCGACGCCGCCACCCACGCAGUAAUGGACGGCCACCACUUGCCGCCCUCCCACCAAUCGCCGCCGGCGCAGCCGGAGCGGCGCGGCAGCUUCAACUACGACAUCGAGAGCACGGACGCCGCAUGGCGCGGCGCGCACACGGCGUCGGAGGCGCUGCUGCGGUACGACGACGACGGCCCGCGGGAGCCGCUGCUGCGGAAGCGCACCACGAACACUACCUCCCAGAUCGCCAUCGUCGGGGCCAACGUCUGCCCCAUCGAGAGCCUCGACUAUGAAAUUGUGGAAAACGACCUUAUCAAGCAAGAUUGGAGAUCAAGAAAGAAGAAGCAAAUAUUCCAGUAUAUUGUUCUGAAAUGGUCUUUAGUUCUUCUCAUUGGCUUGUGUACGGGACUUGUUGGCUUCUUCAACAACCUUGCGGUUGAAAACAUUGCUGGGUUCAAACUGUUGCUCACAGGUGAUCUAAUGCUCAAGAAGAGGUACUUCACAGCCUUUCUGGCAUAUGGAGGCUGCAAUUUAGUCUUGGCAGCCAGUGCUGCAGCAAUCUGCGCUUACAUAGCUCCUGCUGCUGCUGGGUCUGGUAUCCCUGAAGUUAAAGCAUACCUUAACGGAAUUGAUGCUUACGCUAUACUAGCUCCUAGUACACUCUUUGUGAAGAUAUUUGGUUCAAUACUUGGAGUUUCAGCUGGUUUUGUACUUGGAAAGGAAGGUCCGAUGGUACAUACAGGAGCAUGCAUUGCAAACUUGCUUGGUCAAGGGGGGUCACGCAAGUACCAUCUUACAUGUAACUGGCUCAGAUAUUUUAAGAACGAUAGAGAUAGGCGGGAUUUGAUUACUUGUGGGUCUGCUGCUGGAGUUGCAGCAGCAUUCCGUGCACCUGUUGGCGGUGUGCUCUUUGCUCUUGAGGAAGCAGCAUCUUGGUGGCGAAGUGCUCUCCUGUGGAGAACAUUCUUUACAACUGCUGUUGUUGCUGUUGUAUUGAGGGGCCUGAUCGGGUUCUGCCGUAGUGGAAAAUGUGGUCUCUUUGGUCAAGGAGGGUUGAUUAUGUUUGAUCUUAGCGCAACGAUACCUACUUACAGUACCCAAGAUAUCAUUGCAAUUAUUGUUCUUGGGAUCAUCGGAGGGGUAUUUGGAGGCUUGUUCAACUUUCUCUUGGAUAGGAUUCUCCGCGCCUACAGUUUUAUCAAUGAGAAAGGUGCUCCAUACAAGAUCCUUCUUACAAUCACAAUAUCGAUUAUCACAUCAGCAUGCUCCUAUGGGCUCCCUUGGCUCGCUCCAUGCACUCCGUGCCCAGCUGAUGCCAUGGAGCAAUGCCCCACCAUUGGACGCUCUGGGAAUUAUAAGAAUUUUCAGUGCCCACCAGGUCACUACAACGGUCUUGCAUCACUUUUCUUCAACACAAAUGACGAUGCCAUCCGCAAUCUGUUCAGCAGUGGCACCGAGAAAGAAUUCCACAUGUCCACUCUGUUUGUCUUCUUCACUGCCAUUUACUGCCUUGGUCUUGUGACAUACGGUAUUGCUGUCCCAUCUGGUCUUUUCAUCCCUGUUAUACUUGCUGGGGCUACAUAUGGGCGCAUAGUGGGGACGCUUCUUGGUCCAAUAUCAGACCUUGAUCCUGGACUCUUUGCACUUCUCGGUGCGGCAUCUUUCCUCGGUGGAACAAUGAGGAUGACCGUCUCAGUUUGUGUGAUACUUCUGGAGCUCACAAAUGACCUCCUUAUGCUCCCGUUGGUCAUGCUCGUUCUUCUGAUAUCGAAGACUAUAGCCGACAGCUUCAACAAAGGAGUUUAUGACCAGAUCAUAGUGAUGAAAGGCAUGCCAUUCCUGGAGGCUCAUGCCGAACCCUACAUGAGGCACUUGGUUGCUGGUGAUGUUGUAUCCGGGCCACUGAUCUCCUUUUCAGGCGUUGAGAGAGUGGGGAACAUUGUUCAGGCGUUGAGGAUCACAGGCCACAAUGGAUUUCCAGUGGUGGAUGAGCCACCCCUAUCAGAGGCUCCAGAGCUCGUUGGACUCGUGCUUAGGUCCCAUCUGCUGGUCCUGCUGAAAGGCAAGGGCUUCAUGAAAGAUAAGGUGAAAACCAGCGGUAGCUUCGUGCUAAAAAAGUUUGGUGCCUUUGAUUUUGCCAAGGCUGGGUCUGGAAAAGGUUUGAAGAUCGAGGACCUGGAUUUCACAGACGAGGAAAUGGAUAUGUAUGUUGAUCUCCAUCCAAUUACAAAUACCUCACCGUACACGGUGGUUGAGACCAUGUCACUUGCGAAGGCUGCAGUCCUUUUCCGGGCACUAGGAUUGAGACACCUGUUGGUUGUGCCGAAGACCCCAGGGAGACCACCUAUCGUUGGGAUCCUGACGAGGCACGAUUUCAUGCCGGAGCACAUUCACGGGGUGUUCCCGAACCUCCACAAGUCACACUAAGGAAGCAUUCAGUAUAUGUUUGUUUGCUAUUUCUUGCCUUGUAGCUUAGCUGUAUGCAGAGAAAGCUGCCUUGCGCAAUAUUUGGUGCCCCCACCUGGCAUUUUGUUUGCCCUUUUGUAUUUUUUACGGAGUACUCCAAAAUCUUAAAACUGUGGAAUAAUAUUGUAUUCGUUGUAAAGAGCUGAUCCCUCACAUCAGCAAUUGAAUGGAUUUUUGCAGCCCAUCAUCUUGUA